CUCUCCUGUUAGCCACACUGGUGAAAUCCCAGACACAUCUAGGCCUACCUGUGCUAGUUUUCUAUAGUGUUUUAGUAUUUUAACAGUAGCAGUGAUGCCGAAGAAGAAGGUCACCAAAGUAAAGAGGGCGAAAGCAGGGGUAGGCAAGAAAGACGGCAAACAGGACUCAAAGGCGGAGAAAGAGUCUGAUAUCGAGAAAGCCAAAGCCAACGCUGCCCUGUGGGAGCUGAGGUUAAAGGCCUCCGAGCAGUCGCUCAGCGAAUACCGCGAGGCUUCCCGCAAGUUGGCACGCGCUAACCAAGAGCUCACCGACCACCUGUACCGCGCGGAGAAGGACUCCAUCGAUAUAACUGGUUUCCUGAAGAGAGAAAAUGCAGCUAAAGAGGAGAAGAUCAAUAUGCUGCAGAGGAGCCUCAAAAGUCAGGACGCACGUGCACGUGAGGAGCAAAAGAAACUGGUUGAUGAUUACACGAUUCAAAUCAAUGAGAUGAAGGAACUGUUCAGAAAGAAAUCCAGAGAUUUUAACAUGAUCCAGGAUGGGAUGAGGGAAAUCGAGGCGUUUCAGAAGAAGAAAGCCCAGAUGGAACAAGAACUCAUUGAUAUUAGAGAAAACAUGGAUGUUACCGACAAGGAGCACAGGGAAAACCUAAACAAAUUGGAGUACAGAUUCUUCAAAGAAAAGGAUCGCCUGGAGAAGGAAGCCGAGCAAACGAUAACCGUGGUGGUGGAGAGGGCCCACAAUGAGGCAAUUGUGCAGUUGGAUGAUGCCUCACACUCUGUGUUCAAGGAGAACGUCCGUCUCAAUGAAGCACUGAAGUUUCACAUUAAGGAGGCAGAGGACCUGCAGAUAUUGACAAAUUCAUUGGUCAAGGAAAAUGCCUCCCUGGCACUGGACAAGAACACGUUUGAGUUGACAGUGAAGAAAAAUGCAGCUCAGAUGGAGGCCCAAAAUAAGGAGCUAUCUAAACUGCGGGCCAAGGUAGCUUCCCUGGAGCAGGCCCUAGAGCUAAAAGCUGGAGAGCUUGACCGAGAGGAGAAGGAGGAGAAGGAGAAGACACUGGUCAGCAUCCAGGCCAGCCAGGUAGAGCUGGAGAAGCUGCAGAAAGUGCUCUCCAUGCGGGAGAGGGAAUUGGGGCACAUAAAGCGACUAGCGAAAACCAUCAUAGAGCAGCGCACGGAGCUGGAGCAAUUCUUCCAUGAGACACUGGCUCAGGUGAAGCAGGAGAUCAUGGCCAGCAGGCUGCAAUACAAAAAGGAGGCAGUGCAGGCUUAUCGCUGGAGGCUGAAGGAAGCCACAGCAGGAAAACUCAAAUUCCCACCCAUCCGCACAUUUCAUAAAAGCCCCCACAGUACCAACUCUGUCUACUCAGACAUGGAGGCGGCUGCAAGGUGGACUCAUCAACCAGACAGCAAAGUUGAAAUCUCAGAUCUCACUUGGGAGCAGAAAGAACAAGUGCUCAGACUACUCUUUGCUAAAAUGAAUGGACGCAGGGAAAGGAAAGCCAGCCAACAUCUGGCUUUGUCCACCUUCUCUGAGAAGAAGAGCCUUAUUGACAGCGAAGCUGCCGGAAUUAGAGAGGAGCUCUCCCCGGCGACCUUCAUCACCCAGGCGCCUGAGUCCGUUCUGCCCUCGAACCCAAACAGCCGGCCGGAUAUACACACCACAUGACCUCUGUGCGGCCUCUGCAUUGCACAUCACACUCUGGAUUGUUUGCCCCUGCUUUGUGCGCUUCCCGCAGGGUGUCAAUCAUGUGCAUAGUAGAAUGCGAGAUGUUUGUUUGUGUUCAUAAAUAUCUUACCAUGGAUGUAUACAUGGCUUGUGAAUACUCUGUCAUACACGAAACUUGUUUAAAUUCGGUCACAACCCACUUAAAGGAGCUGUUCCCUCAAAACAAAACACAAAGUGCUGAUACUAAAACAUAAUAUACAAGAUCUCUAGGCAACAGAGGUGUGGACUCGAGUCACACAACUUGGGAGUCAAAAUUAAC
Molecule: messenger RNA, 1988 nt
Organism: Epinephelus lanceolatus (giant grouper)
Lineage: Eukaryota; Metazoa; Chordata; Actinopteri; Perciformes; Serranidae
Gene: bbof1a
Product: basal body orientation factor 1a
Source: RefSeq, a predicted model, not a curated record